This is a messenger RNA of Diaporthe citri, 1095 nucleotides long. RefSeq lists its product as uncharacterized. Gene Ontology annotation, molecular function: guanyl-nucleotide exchange factor activity; translation initiation factor activity. The record is from RefSeq and is a predicted model, not a curated record. Gene Ontology annotation, cellular component: eukaryotic translation initiation factor 2B complex. Lineage: Eukaryota; Fungi; Ascomycota; Sordariomycetes; Diaporthales; Diaporthaceae. Gene Ontology annotation, biological process: translational initiation. The transcript is spliced from 2 exons. Bases 1 to 1095 code for a protein of 364 amino acids.
AUGACGACAGACCGUUUGGCGCCUGCACCAGCAGGCAAAGAUCUCCCAAUUCGAUCUCCCACCCCAGUGACAGCGGUCAGGACCGAGAAUGGCGACGUCUUCGAUCUGGUCGCGACCUACGACCGCCUUCUAUCCGAAGACCAGGACCUCUCCAUGCCCGUCGCGGCCAUAGAAGCCCUCAUCGAGCUCCUCAGCCACACCACCGCAUCCACCGUCUUCGAGACAAUCGAGAUCGUCAAGUCACAAAUAGAGCUCCUCAAGACCUCCGUGGCGAACCCGAUACCCCCGACCGCCGGCGCAGAGCUCUUCAUGAAGACCCUCCUGCGGUCCCUUAGGCAGGAGACCGGGGACCUGGGCUCCAAGAUGCGCGUCGCCAGCAACUCGGACAUGAGCUUCGACGAGAUGCGCCAGUACCUGGUCCGCAACAGCCGCAACUUUGCCGCGCAGGCCAAGGCAGCCCGCAUCGCUAUCGCCGACGUGGGCGCGCGCUACGUCACGCCGGGGAGCACCGUCAUGACGAGCGGCGGGAGCCGCUGCGUGAAGCAGCUGCUGCUCCGCGCUGCCGAGAGGAGGACGGAGCUGAACGGGAGCCCGGACUUCAGGGUCAUCUACGUAAUGGACGGCAGCGCCGACAGCGAGCCCGCCGUUAAGGCGCUGCGGCAGCGCGGCGUGCCCGUCUCCACCGUCGACGUCGCGAGCAUGGCCCACGCCAUGAAGCUGGGCAGGGUUGACAGGGUCUUUGUCGGCGCCGAGGCCGUCUGCCAGCGCGGCGGGGUCCUCAGCCGCAUGGGAACCUAUCAGCUCGCGAUGGUCGCCAAGAACCUCAAGAAGGACUUCUACGUCGUGACAGAGACACAUAAGUUCGCCAUGAUUCUCCCGGUGGACCAGACCGACGUCGCCGGGCAGCUCGGCAUUAAGCAGACUAUUCUUGAUUUCACAAAGGGCGGCGACUCGGACGCCCCGAUACUCGAGUCGCCAUCGCAGUGGCGGGCAGACUACACGCCACCGGAGAUGGUCAAGGCAUUCAUCACAGAGCAGGGUGUGAAGACUCCUGCUUCCAUUCUUGACUUUGUUCUCAGCAUUUACGCUGCUUGA